CAUGAGUCAUGAUAACCAAUAAAAAGCACGGAAACAACAAAAAUGAAAAACCAAAAAACCGUCAUAUACUUAAUCGCAAAGCAAACCAAAAAUAGGGACAACAUUGUAAUUAUUUUCUAUCGAUCUUUCUAGAACACCACUACCCCUUUCAAAUACCACUACAUUUCUCAUUUUCACUCUACCAAAAAAAUUCAGAAGCAAUUUUACUUUAUUAAGUAACAAUGGAGGAUAAUUACCGUUACGGAAGAGGUCGUAGUCGUGGCGGUGACAGGGGUCGUGGCAGAGGCGGCUUUGACGGCGGAAGAGGCGGCUUUGAUGGCGGAAGGGGCGGCUUUGAUGGUGGAAGAGGCGGUCGUGGCGGAGGAAGAGGGAGAGAUAAUCAACACUUUCAUCAACAACCACCACAAUUUUACCAUAAUUACCAGCAACGUCCUCCGCAAUUCUAUCAACAGAGGCCGCAACAACAUCAUCAGCCACAACAACCACAGCAACCACAACAACAGCAUCGGCAACAACCACAACAACAGUAUCAGCAACAACCACAACAACAGCAUCAGCAACAACCACAACGACAACAACAACCACCACAACAACAACCACAACCACUACAGCAACGACAGCAACAGGAUUUCCGUCAAUCUUCAUCGGGAAAUCAGUUGGGUUCUGGCCCGGUGGGAACGGGCCGUGGUGGGAUUCAGUUUAGGCCCGGGAAUUAUGGAGUUGGUGAGGGGUCUUCUCGUGGUCAACAACAGAAACAGUUUACUGCUGACAGUUUUGCUGCUAAAUUGCGCCAAUCUUCUGAUCGUGUUGUUCCGAAGAUGCAAUCGUUGAAAUUGUCUGAAGGGACUUCUGAAGCUGGUGGAGAAAUGGUUCCUAUCAGACGACCCGAUAAUGGUGGUCAAAACAGGAUUCGCAAUGUCAACAUCCUGGUCAAUCAUUUUCCGGUCAGCUUUAAUCCUGAAAGUGUAAUUAGACACUAUGACAUUGAUGUCAAACCUGUAGCACCUGUCAGGGGUCAUCCUGUGAAGAUAUCAAAGGCUAAUAUGAGUUUGCUUAUGGAUAAACUCUACUCUGAUUAUCCAGAAUUCCCUUUGGAAAUGACUGCCUUUGAUGGUGAGAAGAAUGUAUUUAGUGCGGUUUCAUUGCCUGUUGGAGACUUAAAAGUGACACUGUCACCUGAGGUAGAUAUUAGGUGCCGUGAAUAUAUGUUCAAAAUUACUCUUGUGAGUGAGCUGAAGCUUCAUAAAUUGAGGGAUUAUCUGACUGGAAAUUUACUCCAGCUUCCCCGUGAAGUAUUGCAAGGGAUGGAUGUCGUAAUGAAGGAGACUCCAAGGAGGCAUAUGGUCAGCAUUGGCAAAAGCUUUCACCCAAAUGACCCCAAUGACUCGCCUCUUUAUGGAGGACUUGUAGCAUCACGAGGGUUUCAGCACAGUCUGAAGCCAACUUCACAGGGCUUAGCAUUGUGUUUGGAUUAUUCAGUUUUGGCAGUUCGUAAGCGGAUUUCUGUCCUUGAGUUUCUUAGAGAGCAUGUUAACCUCAGUCAGGUUGAUUUCAACAGCUUUCGCAGAAAGAGGAGUGAUAUUGAUUAUGCUCUGAAAGGACUUAAAGUUACAGUAACCCAUCGUCGGACAAAGCAAAAAUAUAUCAUAUCUGGGAUAACUGACCAAAAAGCUUGUGAGAUUUCCUUCACUGUUGAAGAUCCUAAUGGCGAGCAUCCUCCAAAAUCUGUGCGUCUUCUUGAUUAUUUUCGGGAGAAGUAUCCUUCUGCUCAAAUACAGCAUAAGGACUUACCCUGCUUAAGUUUGGGGAGAGGCAAGAAAGCAAAUUAUGUUCCGAUAGAGUUAUGUGUCUUGGUUGAAGGUCAGAGGUACCCUAAGGAGAAUCUAGACCGUGACUCUGCCGUUUUGUUGAAGAACAUGUCACUUGCUGCACCGGCGGACAGAAGAAGGACAAUCUGUGGCAUGUUGCAAGACAAGCAUGGACCUUGUGGGGGAGAUGUCAGUAAAAAUUUUGGAAUCGAUGUGACAAUGAGUAUGACCCAAGUGAAUGGUCGUGUGAUAGAGCCACCAAAACUGAAGUUAAGAACUCAACAUGACAAAAUUAGUCCCAUCGUUGUAGAUAGAAAUAAUUGCCAGUGGAAUCUUGUGAACAAAUUAGUUGUUGAUGGCAAGUCUCUUCUGCGCUGGGCUGUUGUGGACUUCAGCUAUCAUGAAAGACAAGGUGAUCGUUUAAAUAGCGAUUUCAUUCCGAAGCUUGUUGCGCGCUGCAACAAACUAGGGUUGAAUAUGGAUGGUCCUUUGUUCACUGAAGAGGCUAGCAUGCGUCUUCUGGGAAGUGCUGAGUCACUAACUCCUCUUCUGGAAAAAGUUCAACGUCGAGCUGAUCAGGAAUUUCAAAGCAAAUUACAGCUUGUGCUAUGUGUGAUGACAAGAAAGGAUGCUGGUUAUAAGUACAUCAAGUGGAUUUCUGAGACAAAAAUUGGGAUUGUUACCCAAUGUUGCCUUUCAAAAAUGGCGAAUAAAGCUCAGGACCAGUAUCUGGCUAAUCUUGGCAUGAAAAUAAAUGCUAAGCUGGGGGGCAGCAAUGUUGAGCUUUUUAAUCAAUUUUCUUUAUUUGAUGAAGAUGCAGGCCCAGUGAUGCUUAUUGGUGCUGAUGUCAAUCACCCUCGUCCAUUGGAUUUUUCAAGUCCAUCAAUAGCUGCUAUUGUUGCCUCAUUGAACUGGCCGGCUGCAAACAAAUAUAUUCCUCGAGUUAGUCCCCAGGGUCGUGGUGUGGAGGAAAUUGAAGACUUUGGACGUAUUUGUCUAGAGCUUAUUCAAUGUUACGAAACCAUCAAUGGAGUCAAGCCGCGGAAACUUUUGAUAUUUCGUGAUGGUGUCAGCGAAGGGCAGUUUGACAUGGUUCUCAACAGUGAGCUUUUGGAUCUGAAGAAAGUCUUGGGAGAAGUGAACUACCAUCCUACCAUAACAUUAAUUGUUGCUAGGAAGCGCCACCAGACGCGCUUAUUUCCAGAAACCGAGAGAGAUGCAGGUAGAAACGGUAAUAUACCUCCUGGCACAGUAGUGGACACGACAAUUGUUCAUCCAUUGGAGUAUGACUUCUACCUCUGUAGUCACUAUGGGAGCAUUGGUACAAGCAAACCGACGCACUACCAUGUCCUGUGGGAUGAGCACAAUCUUUCUUCUGAUAAGUUGCAGAAAUUCAUAUACGACUUGUGCUUCACUUUUGCUAGGUGCUGUAAACCUGUUUCACUGGUUCCUCCAGUGUAUUAUGCUGAUCUUCUAGCCUACAGAGGACGAUUGUAUUAUGAUGCUCAAUCUGAAAGACAGUCUUCUUCAGGACUUUCAUCGUCUUCCUCUAUAACGUCAACUUCAACUUCUGCAACUUCGGUUGAUCUGAAUGUGCUGGUUCUCUCUGGCAGUGAAAACUUCAUGUAUUUUAUCUGACAGGGGUUCGGCUUUCCUAAGAUCGCUUCUUCCUUUUCUACAUGGAUUUGGGAAGGAGUCUCGCACAGCUCAUGCUUUUAAUAGCGUUGCCCUCAUGCAACUAAAGGGUGCGUUUGUGCGUGAAUCUAAAACUCUUAGUUUUUGUGUGUUUUUAAAGAUAAGGAUACUUUCUCAAGUUCCCUACAAGGAUUUGUUAAUGUGUGUUGAACUAGCUCUACAUCUUCUGUAAGCCCAGCCUAUACUUACCGAGUUGCCGUAAGGCUGUUACAGCUAGGAAUGUUUUGAUGGUUUUAUGUUAUUAAUAUUAAUGUGUGUGUUUAAAUA
Molecule: messenger RNA, 3770 nt
Organism: Beta vulgaris subsp. vulgaris (sugar beet)
Lineage: Eukaryota; Viridiplantae; Streptophyta; Magnoliopsida; Caryophyllales; Amaranthaceae
Product: protein argonaute 2
Exons: 3
Coding region: 222-3446 (1074 amino acids)
Biological process (GO): regulatory ncRNA-mediated post-transcriptional gene silencing
Cellular component (GO): cytoplasm
Molecular function (GO): RNA binding; protein binding
Source: RefSeq, a predicted model, not a curated record